Messenger RNA from Zingiber officinale, 1163 nucleotides. RefSeq lists its product as uncharacterized. Lineage: Eukaryota; Viridiplantae; Streptophyta; Magnoliopsida; Zingiberales; Zingiberaceae. The coding region runs from base 166 to 867 and encodes 233 amino acids. The record is from RefSeq and is a predicted model, not a curated record. The transcript has 3 exons.
GGGAGCGAGAACCAAACCGAAAGCGCAUCUGAACGUUCUGAGAGGUAACCUCAAAAAAAAAAAAACAAACAAAUAUUUCUGUGUCUGUGUUUAAUUUUCCUUUGUAUUGCUUUGGCUUCUUCCCUUCUCUUUUGCUCUCUCGAUCGGAGAACGGAAGAGACCCCGAUGGCGACCGCCCCGGAGAAGGAAGGGAUCGACGUGACAUCGGAAGGGCCGGUGGCGGAGAGACUUCUUGCGCCUCCGCCGCAGCUUACCCAAUCUCGCCGUCUUCACAAUUUCUCCUUCCCGACCCUGAGCUGGGGAGGCCAGCGCGUGCUCCGCUGCUCCAAACUCUCUGACGGUGUGGGAUCCGCCGUGACUGUACCGGAUGAUCAGAACCGGACGGACACCCCAACAAAAUUUCCGCUCGCGAGAGCGUCUCCGGGCGUGUUAGAGCCGAGGGAGGGCGAGGCGAGAGGAAGGGAAUCGGAGAAAAAUCCCUCCGCCGCACCGAUUUCUGAGGCUGAACGACCCUGGAACUUGAGAACGAGAAGGGCGGCCUGUAAUGCGCCUGCGGAGGCUCGGAACGACAACCAUUGCUCGCCUUGUCAUGGGGCUACGGAGAUUGAGAAGGUCAACUUUCCGGUCAAGGCUCUGAGGAUGGGAUCAGACGAGUUGGAGAAAGGAGAAAUGACAAAGUUCUCCGUCUCGCUGACUCGGAGGGAGAUAGAGGAGGACUUUUUUGCCAUCAAAGGGACGAAGCCCCCUCGACGACCAAAGAAAAGGGCUAAGAUUAUUCAGCGCGAACUUGAUGCACUGUUUCCUGGUUUGUGGUUGUCAGAAAUAACACCUGAUAGCUACAAAACUGAUGAGAAAGAAGUUGGCUAAUUUGGUGAAUUAAAGGCAUCUUCUAUGGAAAAGAUAUGUUUUAGUUGCUGCGUGUCUCUGUUCUUUAGUCACAGCCAACCUUGUUAUGUAGAAUACCUUGUUCUAUGUAGAAUGCCUUGUUAACCUAUAAAGCACAUGGUUAACUAAAAUAAAUGUGACAUUUUGCUGCUUCUUUAAAUGAUGAUCUGUUUCAUUUCUUUUUGAACUUCUUUAAAUACACAAAAAUAGUUUGUUCAAAGAGGGAAAAUGUAUGGAAUGACUGAGAUAAUAUAUUUCAUUUAUUGUUGUUUUAAUAA